Messenger RNA from Zymoseptoria tritici IPO323, 1005 nucleotides. RefSeq lists its product as uncharacterized. NCBI's taxonomy places the organism in Eukaryota, Fungi, Ascomycota, Dothideomycetes, Mycosphaerellales, Mycosphaerellaceae. Gene Ontology annotation, molecular function: zinc ion binding; oxidoreductase activity. The transcript has a single exon. The annotation marks the transcript as partial. The record is from RefSeq and is a predicted model, not a curated record.
GUCCGCCGCAGAAUACCAGUUCCACAACCCACCCCCAACGGCCUCCUCGUCAAACUCCUAGCAAUGGGCGUCUGCCACAGCGACUGUCUCAUCCGCGACCGCUCGGAACUACCUCCAACAUGGUCCCAAGAAUUCACACUAGGCCACGAAGGUGCCGGAGAAAUCGUAGCACUCGGCUCGGAGGUGUCUAAAGACCUCUUCAACAUCGGCGACCGCGUGGCAAUCCACUGCGUUCCCGGCUGCCACGACUGCAUCCCUUGCAACAACGGCUGGUCGCAAGCUUGUCGAGAGCCGGGAAAUGGUGGCUAUGGUCUCGGACGGGAUGGGUUCUUUGCGGAGUAUGUUGCUUGUCGAGCCGAUGCUGCGGUGAAGAUCCCGGAUGGUGUGAGGAUCCAGGACGCGGCGAUUUCGCCGGAUGCGUUGCUCACGGCGUAUCAUGCGGUCAAGCAUACUGCGAACGUCAAGCCGGAUGAGACGAUUGCGAUCUUUGGUCUGGGAGGGUUGGGAUUGAAUGGUGUUCAAGUUGCGAAGCAUUUCGGGGUGAAGCGGAUUAUUGUUUGUGAUAAUCGACAGGAUGCUGUGGAUACGGCGGUCAAGUUAGGGAUUCCGCGUGAAGAUGCUUUUUGCACGGCGGGUCCUGCAUCGAGGCCGAUAUAUGAAGUCCUGGCCGAGCAAGGCGUGGUUGUGGACACUGUCGUGGAUUUCGUCGGUCAUUCCGAGACGGUUCUGAAUGCACAGCUCACGGUCAAGCCCACAGGGACGAUUGUGCUGGUGGGAGCAUUGAGCGAACAAGUGGCCGUUCUGCCGGUAGUGAUGAUCUCCAAUGUCAUAACGAUCAAGGGAACGUUCUGUGGAACUGUGGAUGGAUUGAAGGAGUGCCUGGAGUUAGUUGCGAAGGGAGCCGUGACGCCCGAGAUUGAGCUGGGCUCGAUCAAUGAUCUGCCGCAGGUCUUGGAGGACUUGGACAAUGGCAAAAUCCGAGGGAGGAAAGUGUUAAUGCCGGAC